AUGAAGCGCGACGAGGAACGUGCGCGCAAGAUGUGGAGGGACAUUGGUGUUGCAGCGAUGCAACACGGUCCGAACACUCUUCAUCAUCAUCAACCGACACCGAUGUACGGCGGUCCCGGCAACGGUACGGCCUCAACUCUACCCAGUAAUCCCCACUGGAAUCAACCGGGAUACCGGAAUUCCUACAGUCUGCCUCAUCCAACGUCUCAGAACGGUGUGAGUGAAAGGAAUGGUGGAGGCAGAGGCGUAGACGGUGGUGGCAACCGCUAUCAACACUACGACGUGAAGCCCCUCUCGCAGGCGCCCUCCUUUCCGGAGAUCUCGAGUGCCAGCUACAAUGGCAAUGGGUACCAUCAUCCGCACCACAACCAUCAUUCCCAUCACCUCCACCAGCAACAGCAGCCCCAUCAUCCGGCGGGCCAUCAUGGACUGAAGCCUCCGCGUCCCCUAUCGAUGUACGAGCUUAGCAACGGGCAUCACAAUGGAAGCAGCAGUAGUCCGCAGUUACACUCGCUACCACCGAACUUUGUGCCACACCAAACGCGUAAUGGCAGCGGACGGUCGCCACCUCCGUUGGUGAUCCACAACAACAGCCAGCAUGGUAUGGGACCGCGAUCACCUGUAGGUCACGCUAGUGAAGGCGUCGGUGGAGGUCGUGCUCUUUUACAGCAACCGGAAGAACUGAAAGUCGACCCGGAGCUUAUCUUCACAAAACAGGAGCGUAUCGGUAAAGGAUCCUUCGGUGAAGUAUUUAAGGGUGUUGACAACCGGACACAACAGGUGGUCGCAAUCAAGAUCAUCGAUCUCGAAGAAGCUGAAGAUGAAAUCGAGGACAUUCAGCAGGAAAUUAUGGUGCUAUCACAAUGUGACUCGCCGUUUGUCACCAAAUACUUCGGAUCAUAUCUUAAGGGUACCAAGCUAUGGAUCAUCAUGGAAUAUCUUGGAGGUGGAUCCGCCCUAGACCUUAUGAAAGCGGGUCUCUUCGAGGAGAUGCACAUCGCCAUCAUAUUGCGUGAAGUACUGAAAGGUCUGGACUAUCUACAUUCCGAGCGCAAACUACACAGAGACAUCAAGGCGGCGAACGUGUUGUUGAGCGAGCUGGGAGACGUAAAACUAGCUGACUUUGGUGUUGCUGGACAACUCACUAAUACCACUUCCAAACGGAAUACCUUCGUUGGGACACCCUUCUGGAUGGCACCGGAAGUGAUAAAGCAGUCCAUGUACGAUUCCAAAGCCGACAUCUGGUCGCUAGGUAUAACCGCAAUUGAGCUGGCGAAGGGGGAACCACCCAACUCCGAGCUACAUCCGAUGCGGGUAUUGUUUCUCAUCCCGAAGAAUAAUCCACCUCAGCUAACCGGUAGCUAUACGAAGCCAUUCAAAGAUUUUGUCGAAGCGUGCCUAAAUAAAGAUCCAGAAAAUAGACCAACGGCGAAGGAGCUGCUAAAGUUUCCUUUCAUUAAGAAGGCAAAGAAAAAUUCAUACCUAAUCGAUUUAAUCGAUCGGUACAAAAAAUGGAAGUCUCAAAAAGGCGAAGAAAGCGAAACGGAAUCGGAAAACUCGGAUUCUGAGGAUUCAAAACAGGAUAGUGAUCUCGAUGAACCGUGGAUAAUGACGGUGAAGGGAUUGAAUUUUAAUAACUUUAAUAAAAAUGUGAUGGAAGACCCGCUUGGAUCACCGGUAAAACACAAUGGUACUAGCAACGUCGGCGGAGUCAGCUCGAACCGUGAUAGGGAUUAUAAUUUGAAUCAGCAUAAAACAAGUCAGCCACGAACGUCCUCAUCGCCAUCGCAUCAGUCAUCUUCGACACUGAUUGCAGCCAACAAUGCCACCAACAACAGUAACACCAACCCAAUAAUAGUGGAUUCGCGUAAGGAGCGCGAGUUGCAAAAUCAAAUCUCUGCUCUGCAGCUGCAAAAGGAGAAGGAAGCGAGCUUAGAACGGCAACAGCGGGAUCAUCGGAUGGAGCGUGAUUCAGAAUGGGAAAAAGAUCGUGAAAAGGAACGGGAACGCGAGCGGGAUCGUGAGCGAGAACGUGACCGUGAACGGGAACGCGAUCGCGAGCGGGAGCGUGAUCGUGAACGGGAUCGGGAUCAUCGCGAGCGAAUAGAUCGCGACCAUCGAGAAAAGGAUCGUGAAAACAAAGAGCGAAAAAUCGUUGCCUCCGACAGCCUUGGCACCUCGGGCAAUGAAAACGAGAAGCGGAGCAGCAGUUUGCGACGCGAACGGGACUCUCCGAGCCACAACAAUACCGGCAGCAAUGGCAACUCGCGCACCAACAGUAUUACGAAUGUAAAUAAUAACUCCAGCAAAAGCUCGAGUCGAACGUCAGCGACGACAACUUCGACAAACAGUGGAUGCCUUAAGGCAAUUAUUUUCCCCCUUCUAUCUGAAAUGCAGCGAAAUUACAACAGUGGUUCCGAUAUGGGAGACCUACGGCUAGCCUUCGAGAGUGCCGAACGGAGUAGUCCGGGCGUGAGUGAUCUGUUUGUGAAGGAAAUCAUCCACAAGCUCGUGCCCGGUUUCUCCGAGACGCGAAUCAAUACGCUUAUAGACAAAGUGACACGCCGAGCUUCCGGUAACUCUUCCAAGAUGACGGUACUUUACUAG
This is a messenger RNA of Anopheles marshallii, 2607 nucleotides long. RefSeq names its product germinal center kinase 1 (gene GckIII). The coding region runs from base 1 to 2607 and encodes 868 amino acids. Gene Ontology annotation, biological process: protein phosphorylation. Gene Ontology annotation, molecular function: protein kinase activity; ATP binding. Lineage: Eukaryota; Metazoa; Arthropoda; Insecta; Diptera; Culicidae. The record is from RefSeq and is a predicted model, not a curated record. The transcript is spliced from 9 exons.